AUAUUCGUGUUACGAUCAUAGCGUGCAAGUGGGGCAAUCUUUAGACAACGCAUAUAAAGCUGCUGUAAUGCGCUUGCGGUCCAUUUUAAUUCGAAGGGGGGGUUCUGAGCGUUACCAAUACGUUGCGCUAGUGACGCACGACCGACAGCUGAGCCAUCUUUGGAUAUAACUGGUUAUUAUUUGCUACGAUUUGUUGGUGCAAUAUCCUGUCUGCUGUCAUGCACAUUCGGUUGAGGACAUCUGGACUGGUUUGGAUUAUCCUUACGCACGCCUAUUUAAAUUACGAGUAAUUCACGCAUUGGAGCAAUGGAAGUCAGAAUAAGUAUUUUUCAGUGAUGCAAAAUUUUCAUGAAUAUACUUCCUCGUAUUAAAUUAGUCAAUUGUGCUCGUAUUCUUGGACAGUAAAUUACGAGCACGUUUUCCUGUGAAACUACUUACCCGUGAUUCAAGACCGAAAUUUAUCCAUUUUCGUACAACUAUCUCUUGGACUAGUGUGGACAGUGUCUUGAAAGUGUAUAUACAGCAAUUGGAGCUUUCGUGGUGAGUGUGUGGUCACACGCAGUUCUUGUAAUUAUUGAUUCAUAGGUCAAAUCGUGUCGUUUAGCGUUGACCGGUGCUUCUGCAGAUCACUGUAAACAUGGUGUAAGUUAAUCUUACGUACAGUUGUCAUUUUGUUUGUGAAAGAUUAAAAAACGACAAUGUCUGCCAAAGAUAGUGGUGUACAGCUGUACGCUUUCAGGCCAUUCGUUUUUGUGAAACGACAUCCGAAAACUCAGACGCCCUCAAAAUCCCCUCUUUCCCGGAGUGGUCACCGAAUUGCGUGCGAUGAGGGAAAUAUGUACUCAUUUGGGGGAUACAAUCCCUACAUACCCGAGGACGAAGAGUUGGGAGAAGAAGUUCACGAUUGGCAAGCGAGCGAACCUUUAUUCAAAGAACUAUGGAAGUAUAAUUUCUGUACUUCAAAUUGGACGAAACUUUUAUGUGCCGAUGAUAUGCCCAAUGAAUUGGCAUCAAAUGCUGUAAUUUUGAAAGGUACUACAAUGAUGGUUUAUGGAGGAACUGGUGUGCCUUUUGGAACAACUUGUAGCAAUCAGCUUUAUGUGUGUAAUUUAAAUGAAAAAAUUAAAAUGAAUGCUAUUCAAGCCAGUGGAGAACUUCCUCCCAAGCAGUAUGGACAAGCUUUAGUACUAGAUGGAGGUUUCUUGUAUACUGUUGGAGGUACUACCGGCUAUGAAUAUUCAGCUGAUAUUCAUCGCCUAAAUCUGAAAACUGGGCAAUGGGAGGAAGUUCAUGUGUGUCGUGGAGGAAGAGGUGAACCAGAUGGUCGCUAUAGACAUGAAUUAGCAUUUGAUGGAUCAAGGAUUUUUGUAAUGGGUGGUGGCACAGCAACAGAUGUGUAUGGAUUUGAGAAAAUUCCAGCUUUUAACCUGAGUACAGGACAGUGGGAAACUUUAGUGACAUCUGGUGACCCAUCAUUAUCACCACCAGGAGUACCAGCUGCUCGACGUUGUCACGGUUGUGUUCAGCUUCCUUCAGAUGGUAUCCAGCAUUCAGCAGUAUUCAUUUCUGGUGGCUAUGAUGGUUCUAAUAUAUUUGAUGACCUGUGGAAACUUGAUUUGAACACACUACAGUGGCAGCAUCUUAGUCACUGCAAGUUGCCACGCGCUGUGUACUUUCAUUCUACUGCCUUGACUCCAGCAGGACAGUUGUUCUCUUUUGGUGGAAUUGCUGAUAUGGGAAAUGGCGAGUUUGAUCGCACUGCAGAAGUGCAUAGUACAUGGGUGUGCAUUCCAAAGCUCUCAGAAAUGUGUUGGGAAGCACUUGUCCAUUACAAUCAGUUUAUUCACAAUGUUCCAAGUGCAAAUUUAUUGAACUGUGGAAUUCCUGCAAAAUUUCUUAGCCGUAUUGGGUAAAGCACAACAAUAAAUUAGAUCAUGAUUAACAAUAACUGGAGGAAUUUUCUUUGCCCUUACUGUACGAGAUUCUUUCUGUGAUUUUAUUUGAUCUUUUGCUUCAUAUAGUUUGGGUAACAGAUCAAGUGGUCUAUGUUUUAUGAAGUAUGACCUUUAGAACCUUUUGUCAGGUAUUAAAAAAAAUCAACUAAAAUAUAAUACUUAAGUGAAAAGUAUGUGCUGUGGUUUGUGGUGAAGAAUUAUUUUUAAAGUAUUAAAGGCAAAUCGUUUUCUACACAAAUGUUGACAAACAUGUGAUGGCACAAAAAGAAAUGUUGGACUUGUUUAAAAACAACUGAGUGAUCAAGAAAAUACAUGUAAUAACAAGAUAAUAUAAUGAGUGUCAAGGGACAAUUAUAUUGUUUAUCUGACCUGUUUGCAGUUUAACUGACAGGGAAUUGUAUGUAAUGGGUUUUGAAAGCUCUCUAGAUGAAAAUAAAUGCAGAUUCUGAAUCUGUAUGGUUUAUAUUAGUAUUGUUUGUGUACGGUGGUUGUUGUGUUCUUAGAUGUAAACAUAACUAGAGCUUAAUUUAAAAAAGGCAUAUAGAGUACCUUCUUCAUUUUUCCAUUGUUCCUAAGUGCGUUGUGUAGGAAAAACCCAUGGCAUUUAAUUUCUGUUGCUCAAUAUUUGUUAAAAACGAUUGUAAAGAAGCAUGUUAACAGGGAACGCAACAAACACAUUUGUAGAUAAGUUAUAUGGUUUGUUGAAAACUUACACAGAAUGUGUCCUAAUAGAAUGAUGUGAAAGUGUUGUCAACAAAUUAUUCCAAUCGUAUGAAAAAGAUGUUCCAGAAUUUGAGUUCUUGCACAGACUGUUUUAGUCACACUACAUUUUUGUAUGAUUGAAACAAUUAUAGUUAAGUGAAUAAAGUGUGUUACAUUUCCUUCCUUCUUUAGCCAGAUGUCUUUGUAUUUUAUUGCUGUUGAGAAGCUUACUAUAGUUGAUCCAUGUUUUCUGUAUAUAUGGUGUAUUCCAUUAAUCUUUCUAGUAAAUCCUAAUAAUUAGUGAAUUACUAGUUGUCUUGAAAAUAAAUGGUCACAAUGUCUUAAGUUUGAUUCAUUCCCUCGAGGCCUAGAUUUCUUGUUCAGAAUUUUAAGGGAUUGAAAUAAAUUAUAUUUUGUUUAAAAAUUGACCCAGAUCUCUUGUCAUUUUAUAAGUUUUCAGUUUGUAGCUUUUAAAACUAGCAUAUUAAGGAUGUGGUUUUGAUAUACUAAUAGAUAGACUUAAUAUAUGUUCAACAAUGCAAUCUUUUAUAGUUAUUCAAUAAUGGAGUAAUCAAUACUUUGAAAUCUCCAGCAUAUUCAUUGUGGAGGAAACAAUAGUUGUUGGUGCCAAUUGCAAUUAUGGAUGUCAUUGUUAAAAUUGGAAAUAACAAGUUAGGAUAAUGUCUGAAUGCACAAAAACCGUAUCAUCUAAAAAUCCUGUUGGGGAACUUCAGAUUUCUGGAAAGUAUAUCUUCCUGUCGUAUUCAACUACUAGACUUUCAUGUAGCUCCAAGUUUUGAAGAGCUUAAAUCUAUUCACGUAAUAAUCUUGUGUGUAGAUGUGUUUUUGUUGGAAAAAUAGUCUUGAUGGAAGUUCACUCCUAAAGAAUUGCAGAAAUCAAAAACUUGAUUUCAGAGAUUUAAUAUGAAUCUCCCUCCAACUAAUUUCCCUAUUAUUUUUUGCUCUCAAUUUUCAUAUGUUUCGUAAAUUUUUAGUAUUGGUUUCUUAACUACAGAUCUCAUUGCUUUCCGAUCUCAUGCUUUUAAUUGUAAAUUCUUGGCUCUCUUUGGAUUUUUUGUUCCUUUGUUGAACCAAGAGAGAAGAAACAGUGAUAAUUUAACUUUGAACCCUUGUACUAAUAGUUAAGUACACUACAGGAUAGUUCUGUUUGCUGAUGUCACGAAUGUUCUUUGCAAAAAAGAAACAAUAAAUGUUUAAACAAUUAAUGUAUAUUUUCAGAAA
Molecule: messenger RNA, 3899 nt
Organism: Gryllus bimaculatus (two-spotted cricket)
Lineage: Eukaryota; Metazoa; Arthropoda; Insecta; Orthoptera; Gryllidae
Source: the annotation of a GenBank genome assembly